Messenger RNA from Photinus pyralis (common eastern firefly), 2780 nucleotides. Its product is annotated as zinc finger X-chromosomal protein-like. The transcript has 2 exons. Gene Ontology annotation, molecular function: RNA polymerase II transcription regulatory region sequence-specific DNA binding; DNA-binding transcription factor activity, RNA polymerase II-specific. The record is from RefSeq and is a predicted model, not a curated record. Gene Ontology annotation, cellular component: nucleus. Gene Ontology annotation, biological process: regulation of transcription by RNA polymerase II. Bases 743 to 1816 code for a protein of 357 amino acids. Lineage: Eukaryota; Metazoa; Arthropoda; Insecta; Coleoptera; Lampyridae.
UAUAAUCGUUAAGUGAAUAUUAAGCAAAUGUAGUAAAUACAAUUCGAUUAUAUCGAAAACCAGUAUGUAAUCAAACGUUGUAUCAAGGAAAAAUUAAAAAAUUACCCUUGAACUUUGGGUCGCAACCUUGUGAGCUCAAAAGGAUGCGUUCAGCCUUUUCGGUAACAGAUAAAAACAUAAACAAAUGGGAGGGGUAGUGAAUAGCGCGGCUCAUAAAAUAUUGCGUAAGCAAUCUAACGUGUGACAGGAAAGCAAUCGUAUACUAAAACCACGGAUUAUUAUUACAAUGGUAGCGGUAUAAAAGUAUAAACGUGACGUUCAAGAAAAGUGAUUUACGAUGCACCAAUUUCUAUUGGUCCUAUCAAUUCAAAACAGAACCAAGAUAAUAUAAGCCGAUUCUUCGGAGUAAAACAAAUAACGUAACUAAAACUUGUAGAUCUUGGCUUCGGACAGAGUACCGUAACUUCAAAAACUUAUUUAAUUGAAACGUAGUUAAACUGAAAUGAAGCAAUGAUACAAUAUUAUAAUAGAAACCAAGGUAUGGUUUUUUGGCUAUUUAUUAAUAACCGUAACAACAAUUUCGUGAAUACGUGAUUACUUAAACAAAAAAAAAGAAGAAAACUGUAUACACGUACACCACUGGUACUGAAAGUGAGACGCUAAUGAAACCGGAGCUUGUGUAAUGUGUUACAGCCAGAGUCUGGUCUGGUCAUAUAUAUAAGAGUAUAUAUAUGGGUCUGAUAUGGAGAAAGAUGGUGGUGCAACACUCAUUAAAAUCGAACCAAAACAAGAAGAAGAAAUCCAUUCUUCUCUUCAGGAAAACAUUUUCGUGAGUAAUGAAGCAUUGGUGACAAUAAAAAACGAAAUUACUAUUGAUGCGCAAUGCUCGGAAGCCAAUAAUGAAAAAGUGCUAAAAUGUGCUACCAAUUAUAAAACAAAAUUGUUUAAACAACGCUAUUUAAAACAAGUUUCUAAUAAUGUAGAUGUAUUACAAUGUGAGAACUGUGAAUACAAGACAAAUAAUAAACGCUACUUUCAAAGACAUCGUUUAAUUCACAAAAAAUCUAAAGAUUUUAAAUGUGAGAUCUGCGAUUAUGAGACACAUUGCAAAACCUAUCUGAACCGACACCUUUUAACGCACGAUCGUUCUGAUAAUUAUAAAUGUACUAACUGUGAAUAUAAAACAAAUAAUAAAUCCUACUUAAAACGACACUUUUUAACACACGUUACUUCCAAAAAAUUGAAAUGUGCUAUUUGUGAUUACAAAGCAAAUAGUAAAUGCUACCUUAAACGGCACGUUUUAACACACAAAAUUUCCAAAGGUUUUAAAUGUGCCACUUGCGAUUAUGAGACGAAUAGUAAAUCGUAUCUUAAGAAACACGUUUUAACUCAUCGAGUUACCAACGAUUUUAAAUGUGACUUUUGUGAUUACACGACGAAUGAUAAAUGCUGUCUGAAGCAACAUUUUUUGACACACGAUUCCAAAGAUGCUAAUUGUGAUUACGAGACAAGUGACGAAGGACACCUUUUAAUUCAUAAAGUUUCCAAAGACCUAUAUGAAUGCACUACCUGUGAUUAUGAGACGAGCAAUAAAUCUUACUAUGACCAACACCUUUUAAAACAUUGUGAGAUGAAUAGGCAAUCGGGCUGUAUCGAACAUAUUUAUGAACAUACAGUGUUUAAAUGUGCUAACUGCAAUUAUGAGACAAAAAAUAGAUUCGAUUUUGAGCAACAUCUUUUGGGGUACAUUAGGCGUUAUCAUCAAAUUGCAGCAGCACCUAUGCCGCUUACAAAUUUAUCAAUUGCACCACAUUAGAACGUUAAUUAAUUUUUGAUUCAAUUUUGAGAUGUCAUCACUCGGUCAAUCCAUUUUUGUUAAUUAUUAAUGUUUGUUUUAUUCCUUGUUUAUUGUAAUUUAUGUAAUGGAGCAUGAAUGUGAAAUAAACACAAUGUUACAUUAAUUCAAAAUGUCAUUUAUUGUUCUUGGACUCGUGCCCCCAUCUACAUCAAUCAGGUACAAGAAUACCUAUAUGAGUUCAAUUCCCAACAACCUCUUUUUUUUUAAACAAACUAAAUUAAUACAUUGUAACAAUUUCCAUAAACAACUUAAACUUCUAUGAUUUACAACUCUAAUCUUGGAAUGUUCUGAUCACUAUCCAUCAACAAAUUUGUUCUAAUUGCUUACCUGUUACACUUUAUCCCAAACAAAUUGUGAACUGGUGAAAUGGUUAAUUAAUUAGUCGAUUCCUAUUGCAUAUCGAAAUACAAGGAAUUUUUCCCUACAAAUGGGCUAUAUAUAUGUAUACCUACUCCAAAACAUUUGCUGUGGCCAGCACAGAUACCACUCGUACACCUGCGCAUGUGCGAUUCUGCCCUUUUGUGUUUAAGAUCAAAUUUGGUUCCAAUCGGUUCAGCCGUUUAAACGGCCCGACAGACCAAUAUCACAGCGAUUUUGUUUGAUUCGGAUUCCUGGUGCUUCAAAAUUCGUCAAAAAAGUGGGGGCUCCUUCUUUAUUAUUUUAUUAUCCCUCUUUUGUUCUGGGCCCUCAACAGGCUUGCGCCCAAAUUAUAAGAUUGUAUUAUUUAGAAUUAAAGAACAUUUGGUCGAGUGCAUUCAAGUGCUAUCUGCUCGAACGCGAUAAGACGUUGCUAUUGCGAAAGUUAAUUGAUUUUCGAGAUGCGAGGAUGUGUGACGGUAUUAGGCCAGAGAAGUUCUAUAUUCCGUUUGGAAAAUGGGGUGGAAAAACUUUUUUCUAUUUCGGUGUUACAAUGAGAAUUUUG